GGGUUCGGGGUGAAAGUCAAAUUGAAGUUCACAUUAUUCAUGAAAAAUGAAGUUAUUUCUUGCAACAGCUAUGCUAUCUUUGUACUAUCGAAUGAGGCCCAAGAAUCAGUAAACCGUCCCCACCAGCAUUUCAUCAUGUCAAAUGAACACCAGCAAGCUUGGGAGCAAGGCCAGCGGCAGCAGAAACGGACCAAAUGA
Messenger RNA from Acaulospora colombiana, 198 nucleotides. NCBI's taxonomy places the organism in Eukaryota, Fungi, Glomeromycota, Glomeromycetes, Diversisporales, Acaulosporaceae. The record is from the annotation of a GenBank genome assembly.